Messenger RNA from Schizophyllum commune H4-8, 3891 nucleotides. RefSeq lists its product as uncharacterized. NCBI's taxonomy places the organism in Eukaryota, Fungi, Basidiomycota, Agaricomycetes, Agaricales, Schizophyllaceae. The transcript has 23 exons. The record is from RefSeq and is a predicted model, not a curated record. Bases 1 to 3891 code for a protein of 1296 amino acids.
AUGGCCCUCACACUUGUACUUUGUCAGCUGGACCAAGCUUCCCCCGGGGCCUUGACUCAUGAAGGCAACAACGACGCAGAAGGUUCACUGAUACAAGUAGAGCUUGCGGAUGAGCAGGACCAGCGUCAUCUCGAGGCCAGAUUACAGGAAGCAAAGGUGCAGGAGACGAAACUCCAACGGACCAUUUCUUCGAUCCAAAAGGACAAUCGCGCGCUCAAGAAGAAGUACGACAAGUCGCAAACAAGCCUUGAGUGCGCGGAGAGGGAGUGCAAGUGUCACAAAUGGCAGGAGCUCAAGACGUACGUGCACCAGCAACAAGCCGCUCGUAAUAAAGAAUCCUUUCUGUACUUGAUGGAGGUGCGAAGGAAACUUCUGACGAUAGCGCAUUUCGCACGCGUCAUGCCUCUGCAGACGUCGCCUGAUAGCAUCAAUUAUCUUUUAACGGCCGUGGCAGAAUGCUUUUCUGCUCAAGCAAAGGCAAAUGCGACGAACCCCGACGAAGGCGACAAUAUGAAGAUUCCCGACGAAGUGAGCAAGGCUGAAGGGAGUUGGUUGGAUCAGGGGGAUCGGUAUACGGAGGUGGAACGCGCGUCCGGGGCCUGUCUAGAGGCGAAAACAGGACAGGAAUACGGGACCCUCCUCGCAGAAUUGCAGGCUUAUGAAGACGCACUCUCUGAAAAGACGGAGUUAGCGCAGCUUGCGGCAAUGAUGCGAGAGGAAUUAGAGCGGCAGGUAGCGUCGAGGGAGAAUGCAGCGGUGGAAUACCAGCAACAGAAUGAGGCUCUAGAAGCACAUGCAGCGGAGCUGCUUCGGUCGAAAAUAGGACUUGACGCAUCCGUCGCUGGUCUGCAAAACAUUGUGGCCGAUCGCGAAAGAAAGGUCGAGCUCGCCGAAGGGCGGGCGACUGAGCUUGCAGAACAGAAUGCCCUCCUUGCGAAUGACGUUGAUAUGCUCCGGCGCGACGUUACCUCCAGUCGGCUGGAAACAGAGGCUGCCGUGAGCAAAUGUUCCGUCCUUCAAGCACAGCUUCGAGCUUUGGUGGAUGGACGUGGGAGCGAGAUGGUACUAUAUGAGAGUACAUCAAGUGCGAGGAAACACGAGCCCGACGAGUCUGACAAGUCAGAGCUCGGUCAUUGGACACUUGAGCGCAGCAUCGAAAUGAGUGGAUCAAAGGCGCAGGCCGGCGGUGCACCCACUGUGCAGUCUGUCGUGUCAUCUACCGCAGGGGACUACAUUCACUCAAACCCUUCGCGAUCGCUGUCGGAUCCGGACCUAUGGUAUAUGAUUGGUGCCCUGCAGCGCAGUCUCCUUGAGCGCGAAAAAGAGCUUCAGCUCACCAGGAGCCAACGCAAGGUCAAUUGGCUGCAAAUUCGGUACCAAGCGAGUAAUGUCGUGCAGAUAUCCGACGGGAACGCUGCACAAGGGCACCAGGGUGGCGGCCUUGCACAAACGGCUGACUUGUUGCAGCGGAACCUCGCUGCCGACGAAGGAGGCACAAAUACACCUGAAUCCUGGGUAACGAUACCGAGCAUCGAGAUACAGUCACGGCUCGAGAGGGAGACCAACGCGCUGCAGACGGCCGAAGCACGGGUGUCGACCCUCGAGAAGGCGAACGCCGAACUGCAGGCGCAGAUCGAGGAAGAGACUGGCACGCUGCAGGCGAAGAGAGAGGAGGAGACCAGCGCGCUGCGGGAGAGGCUGGAGGAAGAGACUAACGUGCUGCAGGCCCGGGCGUCAGCCCUCGAGACGGCAAACGCUGAGCUGCAAGCGCGGAUCGAGGAAGAGACUGGUGCGCUGCAGAAGACCGAGGCACGGGCAUCGGCGCUGGAGAAGGCGAACGCCGAACUGCAGGCCCUUCUCGAGGAAGAGACCAGCGCGCUGCAGGCGAAGAGAGAGGAGGAAACCAAUGCACUGCAUGACGUCCAAGCACAGGCGUCGGCCCUCGAGAAGGCGAACGCCGAGCUGCAGGCACAGUUCGAGGAAGAGACUGCCGCGCUGCAGGCGAGGCUGGAAGAGGAAACCGACGCACUGCAUGCCGCCCAAGCACGGGCGUCAGCCCUCGAGACGGCGAACGCUGAGCUGCAAGCGCGGAUCGACGAAGAGACCGGUGCGCUGCGGAAGGUCGAGGCCCGGGCGUCAGCCCUCGAGACGGCGAACGCUGAGCUGCAAACGCGGAUCGACGAAGAGACCGGUGCGCUGCGGAAGGUCGAGGCCCGGGCGUCAGCCCUCGAGACGGCGAACGCUGAGCUGCAAACGCGGAUCGACGAAGAGACCGGUGCGCUGCGGAAGGUCGAGGCCCGGGCAUCAGCCCUCGAGACGGCGAACGCUGAGCUGCAAGCGCGGAUCGAGGAAGAGACUGGUGCGCUGCAGAAGACCGAGGCACGGGCAUCGGCGCUGGAGAAGGCGAACGCCGAACUGCAGGCCCUUCUCGAGGAAGAGACCAGCGCGCUGCAGGCGAAGAGAGAGGAGGAAACCAAUGCACUGCAUGACGUCCAAGCACAGGCGUCGGCCCUCGAGAAGGCGAACGCCGAGCUGCAGGCACAGUUCGAGGAAGAGACUGCCGCGCUGCAGGCGAGGCUGGAAGAGGAAACCGACGCACUGCAUGCCGCCCAAGCACGGGCGUCAGCCCUCGAGACGGCGAACGCUGAGCUGCAAGCGCGGAUCGACGAAGAGACCGGUGCGCUGCGGAAGGUCGAGGCACGGGCAUCGGCGCUGGAGAAGGCGAACGCCGAACUGAAGACGCUUCUCGAGGAAAAGACUAACGUGCUCCAGGCGAAGCGCGGGGCGCUGCAUGACGCACAAGCACGGGCGUCAGCCCUCGAGGAGGCAAACGUCGAGCUGCAAAUGCGGGUCGACGGAAUUAGGGCGCUGCAGGCGAAGCGCGAGGAAGAGAUCAGCGCGCUGCAGGCGAGGCUCGAGGAGGAGACCAGCGUGCUGCAGAAGGUCAAGGCGCGGGCAUCGGCGCUGGAGAAGGCGAAUGCCGAACUGCAGACCCUGCUCGAGGAUGAGACCAACGCGCUGCAGGCAAAGCGCGAGGAGGGGACCAGCGCACUGCGGAUGGUCGAAGCACAGGUGUCGGCCCUCGACAAGGUGAACGCUGAGCGGCAGGCGCGGAUCGGCGGGCUGCAAGCGAAGCGCAAGGAGGAGGCAGGCGCGCUACGGAAGGUUGAGGCAUUGGCUUUCGAGAUGACGAACCUCGAAGUGCCGGCGAGGCUGAAGAAGAAUUCUGGCACGUUUCCAGAGCAACAGCGGGAUAGUAACCCUCAGCGCUCUGAGACUGUUACGCGUGUCCUUGCUCUGCAACAAGUGGGCCAUGCGAAGGCAAGCGAGACUUCCAGCGCUCGCGCUGUCCAGCACGAGCAAGGAACCACAGUCGUCAAACAGGAGCAUGAUUUGUCAUCUGACGUGCUGAGUCGACAGCCUGAUUCAGUACGGGAACUGGAAGAUCGACUAGGUGCCGCGGAGCAGCCCUACCGGGCUGAUGCCAUGGGACGCCAGAAGCGAAGCGACGGGCUUGCAUAUACAUCACGCUCGUGCGAGCCUACAAAGGACGUCGAAGCAGAUGCCAAAGCCCUGCGCGCAGAGCGGCAAGCCCUUGAGAUCGAAAAUGUCCGCUUGAGGAAGCAACUUCAGAAGGAGCCGACUGUGGAAAAGUCGUGCCCCCAAUCAUCCUCGAUGCUCACAUCUGCUCCAUCGACAAGGAAUUUGGCAGGGCGCAUGCAACCGCGUAUUCAUGAGCCAGUCACCGGUCAACUGCGCACCAAUGAACCGGAUAGGCGACCGUCAAGUCUGCGACGGCAGAAUUCCUUCGUCAGCACUCGCGAAUCGCUUUCAAGUGUAGACAUCUUGGCAGAAUUGCAAGCGUCCAAGACCCAGAUUCGAAGGAGAUGA